This is a messenger RNA of Orbicella faveolata, 640 nucleotides long. RefSeq lists its product as uncharacterized. The record is from RefSeq and is a predicted model, not a curated record. NCBI's taxonomy places the organism in Eukaryota, Metazoa, Cnidaria, Anthozoa, Scleractinia, Merulinidae. Gene Ontology annotation, molecular function: cysteine-type peptidase activity. Gene Ontology annotation, biological process: proteolysis.
AUGGCAAUGAGUGAAUUCACCAGUGCUGCCCCUUCAAUGUUGGGAGUCAGUGGAAGCUAUAUAUGUGGGAGCAAAAUAUUAUUUAUCCUAUAUUUUUGUUCAAAAGGCAGAGAUCAGGUAGCUGUGGGUGUAGCUCCCAUUGGCUUUGCAAACAAGAGUUCAGAGAGUGCACUGUCCAUCUACCCACUUGCUAUAGCAAACUGUAAAGAGAAAAGAGACAAUUUAAAGCAGCUCCUGAGAAAUCUAAAUUCCCAGAAGAACUGCAUUAAAAAACAUGGCAUUGUAGUGGAUGGCAGAAAGUACAAAAUCAAGUUCACAGUAACUCUGGACUACAAAGCCCUGUUGCUUCUUCUGAAUAAGAAAAAUGAUGAGGACUUCACUCUUGGUGGAAAAGGCUACAAUGUUGAAUGCUGUGCCUAUUGCGAUGCUAUUAGGGCUUGUACAUCACAUGGAGCUGAUCCCGAUGAGGCAUGUUUAGAUUGCUUAAGAUCAAAAGCUAACAUUGGAAGGUAACUAAAAGCACAAUUAUUACAAGUUCAACUCACCCACAUAAAGGAUAGGCCCUGAAUUGACCAAAUUCCAGCACUUAUAAUAAUUAUCAUUACGCACAUGUAUAGAUGGAACAAUGUUACAUGACUAU